AUGGACACGUCAGAAUUCGUGGAGUUCGCCAAGACGACCAUCGACUUCGUCGCUGAUUAUAACAGGAAUUUGAGAGACCGAGACGUACUUCCCAGUGUGGAGCCGGGCUACCUGAGCAAACUGUUGCCGGAAGAGGCGCCGCAUAAAGCGGAGAAGUGGCAAGAAGUGCUGAAAGAUGUGGAGCAAUACAUCAUGCCGGGAAUGACGCAUUGGAACUCGCCGCAUUUUCACGCGUAUUACCCGACCGGCAAUUCUUAUCCCGCGUUGGUGGGUGAGAUUGUGAGCAACGCGUUCAGUUGCAUCGGUUUCUCGUGGAUAACGUCCCCCGCCUGCACCGAACUCGAGAUGGUCACCUGCAAUUGGCUCGGAAAAAUGUUAGGUCUGCCCAGCGAGUUCCUGAAUUGCAGCGGUGGAUUAGGUGGCGGGGUUAUGCAGGGGUCCGCCAGUGAGUCUACCUUCUUGUGUCUACUGGCUGCAAAAGAAUACACGACGCGUCAGCUAAAAAAUCUUGAUCCGGAGAUGGACGAGGUUCUUAUUAAAUCUAAGCUGGUCGCAUACACUUCCGAUCAAUCGAAUUCGUCGGUGGAGAAGGCAGGAAUGCUCGGAUCGGUGCCAAUGAGACUCUUACCAGUGGACGAUAAGUGCUCUUUGCGCGGAGAAACUUUGAAGAAAGCGUUCGAGGAGGAUUUGGAGAAAGGCCUCAUUCCGUUUUAUGUCGUCUCGACUUUAGGAACAACCAGUACAUGCGCCUUCGACAAUCUCGACGAAAUAGGACCUAUCUGCAAGCAGUACAACGUAUGGCUGCAUAUAGACGCCGCUUACGCAGGUGCGGCGUUCGUCUGUCCCGAAUACCGUCACUUGAUGUCCGGAGUUGAGUACGCGGAUUCCUUCAACAUAAAUGCGCACAAGUGGUUGCUGGUGAAUUUUGACACUUCGGUAUUGUGGGUGAAGGAUUCCAAACGACUCGUGCAGGCGUUCAAUGUUAAGAGGAUAUAUCUUCCUCAAGAGCAGGAAGGACACGUGCCUGACUAUAGACACUGGCAGAUUCCUCUGGGUCGACGCUUCCGUUCGUUAAAACUAUGGUUCGUCUUGCGCAUAUACGGCGUGGAGGGACUUCAGCAGUACAUUAGACACAGCAUCAAGUUAGCACGUCUCUUCGAGAAAUACGUCAGGUCGGACGCCAGAUUUGAAAUAACGACCGAGGCUAUCAUGGGUCUUGUCUGUUUCCGAAUAAAGGGCGAUGACAGUUUGACCAAGGAGCUCUUAGAUCGUCUACUGGCCAGAAAGCGAAUCUAUCUCAUCGCCGGCUCUUAUCAGAAUAGGAUUUUCGUCCGGUUCGUCGUGUGCAGUCGGUACUGUCAGGAAGAAGAUAUCACGUUCGCGUGGGACGAGAUAACCAGCCAAACAGCGGAGAUCUUACAAGAGAAACUCCAUGUCGUGAAAUCGUCGGACGAAAUCGCGACGAGAAUAAAGAUCUUGAAUCUGGCAACGAAGGACAUUUCGCAAAAAAUAUCAUGA
Messenger RNA from Dinoponera quadriceps, 1518 nucleotides. Its product is annotated as aromatic-L-amino-acid decarboxylase-like. Gene Ontology annotation, molecular function: aromatic-L-amino-acid decarboxylase activity; pyridoxal phosphate binding. The coding region runs from base 1 to 1518 and encodes 505 amino acids. Lineage: Eukaryota; Metazoa; Arthropoda; Insecta; Hymenoptera; Formicidae. The transcript is spliced from 8 exons. Gene Ontology annotation, biological process: amino acid metabolic process; catecholamine metabolic process. The record is from RefSeq and is a predicted model, not a curated record.